UAUGAGUAAUCAGUACAGUAUUUAGUACCCGAAGGUUUAACAGCACAAUAUUUCUGAAACUAUUAUAAGUAAUUUUUGUCUGGUUAUAUUAGAAAGCAUGGCUUCAUCAGGAAAAAAAGGAAAAAAAAAUAAAGGUACCGUUAUAUCGUUACAAUCAUUUUUGUCGAAUGGUGAUGUUCCAGCAGGAACAACGCAGGUGGCAAAAAAUAUAAGAAAUGUUGAUGGGGAAGAUAGUGACGAUGGAGGAAAAAUUCAUACAGUGGUUUGCCAACUUCCUACAGCACCUCGUGCCAACAGAAUAUUUGAUGAUAAUUCUAUACCUCAUAAACCACCAUUUAUUGCCUAUGUCACUAAUUUGCCAUUUGAUAUUAAGGAGGAAGAUAUAUAUGAAUAUUUUAAUGCAAAUCAUGUUAUGUCGGUACGACUUCCACGAGAAGACGGAGAAACAGGCAGGGUUCGAGGAUUUGGUUAUGUGGAAUUUGAGAGCAGAGAUGAUUUAAUACAAUCUUUAGGUAUACCAGACCCAACAAUUAAGGGCAGACGAAUCAGAAUCGACUUGUCUAAUGAGAAUGAACAAAAUUCGAGACAGCGUGGGGCGAGAAGAGGGUAUGAUUCAGGGAGUAGUAAUGUAGAAGGAAGAGAUUCAACUAAUUGGAGGCGCGACAGUACUCAAAAGAGGGACUCAUACAGCUUUGGUGUUGAACGAAGCUUCAAUAGAGAUCAAAAGUCUACAUCUGACGAUUAUAAUUCACCUGGUUCAUGGCGUCUAAAAAAUGCAUCUAAUUCCACUGUAUCAUCUACUCUUGAACAAUUUAAUCAAAAAGAUCGAGAUGUAUGUCAGGAAGAAAAGGAUUAUACAUCCGAACGGCCAAAGCUAAUGCUUAAGCCGCGUACACUGCCACUCCCAGAACUCGAUGUACAAUUGCAAAUCACUGUAGAAUCCAAAAUUAAUGAUAAUUCUGUAAAAUUUACUGGUACAUCGACGGAAAAAGUUUUUGGAUCGGCGAAGCCAGUUGAUACUACAGCAAGAGAUUUAGAAAUUGAAGAGCGUUUAGAAGAUGUCCGCCGCCAAGACAACUUACGCAAGGAUGUUAUAAAAAGUACACAUGAUCUGAAUGAAUUGAGCAUUGCAAAAAAUGAAAAAGUUACAAGUCUUGAUCAAAACUGGCGACGUCAAAGUACAAACGAAGAAACUUACAAUAAUCAAGACAAGAAAAGUUUAAGAACAGAUAUACGCCGCGAUAACGUUAAAGAUAAUCGGAAAAAAUAUCAAGAUAAGAGUGAAGGAUCCGAUUGUCAAAAGAAUAGAGACGGAAAGCGAAAGGAUGUAAUUAAAAACAAACGUGAAGUAAAAAUAGACAGACAAACUUAUAAUAACACGCAUAAUCAAAGCGAGCAUGCUGUGCAAUCUUCAAACAAAUAUUCAGGAUUAGAUGAAGUAUCGGAUUGAUUGCCGUGUAUAAUAAUGGAAUAUGAAGACGAUGGAGAGAAGAACAAUUUUAUUAUCGUGUGCUUGCAUUUUAUAAUACACUGUUGACAUCAAAAAAGGAAAUAAAAAAGAUAUAACAUCAA
Molecule: messenger RNA, 1572 nt
Organism: Calliphora vicina (urban bluebottle blowfly)
Lineage: Eukaryota; Metazoa; Arthropoda; Insecta; Diptera; Calliphoridae
Gene: eIF4B
Product: eukaryotic translation initiation factor 4B
Exons: 5
Coding region: 98-1450 (450 amino acids)
Molecular function (GO): RNA binding
Source: RefSeq, a predicted model, not a curated record